AUUGGAGGGAAGCUUAGUCUCAAUUCCAAGGUUGAACAAGGUCGACGAUGAAUCGCAGGGUCGAAGCCGAGGUUCUUUCAGAUGUUCUUGGGAGUAUACUUAAUAAGCGCAUGAGCGGCAGCACACCUAAUUCUAAACUCAAGCGAAUCAGGAAGUAUAUAGAUCAAGAGAGAUUAAUCUACGCGUUUCAAAUAGAUCAACCAGAAGAAGAGAAACCAGAGGAAGUUAAACCAACAGAAGAUAAUCUAGAAGGAGCAAAAAUGGUUGAAAGAACCUUGAAGGAGAUGGCAGCCCCAAAUACGGGAGAUGAUCCUCUCUGCAUUGUGUUUCUAGAGCUGGAGAAACCCCUCAAACUGAAUUCAGGUUUCCUUAAUCUUCUUCCCAAAUACUAUGGGAAGUCAGGUGAGAAUCCUUAUCGACAUUUAAAAGAGUUUAAGGUUGUUUGUUCUUCUAUGAAUCUUGAAGGAGUCGAACAAGAUCAUAUUAGAUUGCAUGCUUUUCCUUUUUCUUUGCAAGAUUUGGCUAAAGAUUGGUUGUAUGAUCUUCCUGCUGGAUCAAUUACGACUUGGAAUGUUAUGGCAUCAACUUUUCUAGGAAAGUACUUUCCAGCAAGUCUAAUUGGAUCCAUCAGGAAGGAGAUAUGUGGCAUUAGGCAAAACGAUAAUGAGUCCUUGUAUGAAUAUUGGGAACGUUUUAAGAGAUUGUGUUCCUCAUGUCCCCAACAUCAGAUUAGUGACCAACUAUUAAUUCAGUACUUUUAUGAAGGCCUAUGUUCGAGUGGGGGGACAUUAGUGGAUAAAACACCAACCCAAGCUAGGGCUUUAUUUUCUAAUAUGGCACAAAACACCCAACAACAUGGUUCUAGAAAUGAUGUUAAAAGAGUAAAUGGAGUUGAUUUAAGUGGUAUUCAAAAUCAAUUACAAGAAAAUGCUCAACAAAUUGCUACUUUAACUACUCUUGUGUCUAAAAUUGUUGCUAGUAAUGAGUCUAAAGUUAGAGUGUGUGGAAUUUGUUGUAAUGAGUCUCAUCCUACUGAUAAAUGUCCUGAAUUGCAAUCUGAAGAUGUGAAUGCUAUAGGUGGUUAUUCUGGUCAAAGAAAAUAUGAUCCUUACUCACAGACUUAUAAUGAAGGUUGGAAAGACCACCCUAACCUAAGGUAUGGAAAUAGACCACAACUUCCACAAUCUAAUCAACCAAGGCAAUAUGGUCAACAAAAUCCACCACCCCAAUCUGGUCCUUCACUAGAAGAUUUAGUUAAGCAACUAACAAAUCAAAUAGGGCAAGUCCAUAACCAAGGUGUUGAGUAUCAAAAGAAAACUAACACGCACCUUCAUCACAUAGACACUCAAAUAGGUCAGAUUUGCACUUCUCUAUGUAAUCUUGAAACUCAACUUUCAGGUAAACUUCCAUCACAAACAAUCCCUAAUCCCAAUGGUCAUGUUAAAGCUGUCACACUUAGGAGUGGUAAAGUGUUAACUGAACCUAAAAUGAAAAGUCGUGAAGUUGAAAAAGAGAUAGAAGUCAAUCCUAAAGUUGGAUCAAGGGAAAGAGUGGAAAGUGAGGGUACUGUGAAGGAGAGUGAAAACGAAAAGGAAGGGGAGAGUAAAACUGAAUCUGAUUUUGUUGUUUCUCGUUUUAAAGAUUUGCCUCCUUUCCCUUCUCGAUUUGCUAAAGCUAAGAAAGAGAGUCUUGACAAUGAAAUUCUAGAAACUUUUAGGAAAAUUGAAGUCAAUAUUCCCCUUCUUGAUGCUAUUAAACAGGUACCUCGUUAUGCAAAGUUUCUUAAGGAACUUUGUACUAACAAAAGGCAUUUUCGCCCUUCUGAAAAGGUAAGUAUGGGGGAAAAUAUUUCAGCUAUUAUCCAAAAGAAGCUUCCCCUUAAGUGUAAGGAUCCUGGCAUGUUUCGUAUUCCUUGCAAAAUUGGUGAUUCUAAGUUUGAAAGUGGAAUAAAGGAUUUUGGUACUGAUAAAACUUUCAAAGUAAAUGGUCACAGAUUGAAGCCAUUCUAUGAUCAAGCUUAUGUGCAUAUGAUCGAAGAUGUCACGUUUGAGGAAAUCUGA
Spinacia oleracea (spinach) is the source of this 2060-nucleotide messenger RNA. RefSeq lists its product as uncharacterized. The record is from RefSeq and is a predicted model, not a curated record. Lineage: Eukaryota; Viridiplantae; Streptophyta; Magnoliopsida; Caryophyllales; Amaranthaceae. The coding region runs from base 48 to 2060 and encodes 670 amino acids. The transcript is spliced from 3 exons.